Canariomyces notabilis is the source of this 2847-nucleotide messenger RNA. RefSeq lists its product as uncharacterized. The transcript has 4 exons. Lineage: Eukaryota; Fungi; Ascomycota; Sordariomycetes; Sordariales; Chaetomiaceae. The record is from RefSeq and is a predicted model, not a curated record. The annotation marks the transcript as partial.
AUGUCUGUAACUCCUUCGACGCCGGCUGCUGAGAAGCAUGGAGCCGCCACGACAAACAACGUGCCCAUCGGCAACGCCUCUGCCCCUGCCCCAAAGGACAAUGGCCCUGUUCUUCUGGCGAGACAGAACGCCCCUGCUCCCGCUCCCGCCGCGGCCAAUCCCAAGGCCAUGGAGGAAAACCCACCAACCGCGAUCACGGCGGAGUCGGAGCACGAUCGCACAGAUGUCGUCCGCCAGGCGCUCAAGAAGGCUGUCGAGAAGUCCGCAGUCACCCUUCCCGAGGGCGAUAACACCAAAGCCAACGUCGUCAUCCUGGCCGAGGACCUCGUGGUGUACAGAGGCAGCAACUUCCGCUUCCCUGGCAAGACCCUGACGGUCUUCGCACGGAGGAUUAUCAUUGCUCCUCGCCCAGGCGAAACCCUGGGAUCGGAGGCCAAAGACCACCAAGUCGUCUUCGAUUGUACUGGCAAUAUGGGGGAGGACCGGUACUCUGACCAGGCAAAGACACCCAAGGGAAAGGCAGCCGAUGGCAAUGCGGGCAAGCGGACCAAAGAUGCAUCUCUCUUCACUUCGGCUGAACACGAGGGCGCUCAAAGCGGAGGCAAUGGAGAGAAUGGCGCCCAAGGCCUUGCUGGAGGGAAUGGUGGCAACAUCUACUUCUGCGCCCAAGUGCUGUCACUCUGUCGGCCUGACACGGCGGCUGCUGUGAAGCUGAUUGCGCGAGGCGGAAAUGGCACCCAGGGCCAGCGAGGCGGAGAUGGUGGCAACGGCGGCCGUGGGAUGCCUUAUGACGCCCCAUUUGUCCACCCUCCCAAUUGGGUCUUCAACGGCGCGAACGGCGGAUCGGGUGGAAAUGGGGGUGCGGGAGGCAACGGGGGCAGCGGAGGCGGUGUUUACGUCCGGGUCACAAGCGCUGUUUCUUCGCCAAGUCGAUUUGAUGUGUUCGGGGUGCAGAUCGACAACGCUGGCGGACAGAAUGGCCCCUCUGGCCAGGGUGGUAGGGCAGGGGAAGGCGGCUGGGGCACCACGGCGAAGGAGAGUGACUUCUUGGGGCCGACCGUGACCGUGAGAGGCAGCAAUGGGAGCGAUGGAAACUCUGGCAGCUCCAGCACCGGCAAUCCCUUUACGCCGCCGACCGGCAAGCAGUUGGCCUUUUCUCUGCCCGAGUUUGGCGCCUUUGCGCUGGCCGUCAACCCCGCCUUUGCCCACAUGCUGACGCAGCGCCUCGUGUUCGAGUACGAUGUUCUUUUCAGCAGCCUCUUCGACAUCCUGCCAAAGACGCACAAAACGGUGGAGCGCCGACGUUUCGAGAAGAGCCUCGCCUGGGCCCAGGAGAUCUACGAUGCUAUCGGGGUCUUCGGGUCCUCGGAUACGCUCUUGAACGGUCCCGAAGCAGCGAGAUCUCCCAGCCACAAGGACUAUGAGGCCCAGGAAAAGGCGCUGAGAGAGAAGUUUGGCGGCACCGCCUGGAAGGACGACAAGACACAAAAGGCGUCCCGCACUAUCUUCGCCCUGGCCUUCGAAAAGCUUCUCUCUCUUGGCGGCAGCGUCGUGCCACCAGUGCCGGCCACCGAUUCGUUUGGCCAUACAUUCAACUUCGUCCCCGACAUCUCCUUUUCUAUCAACCGCCUCGUGAAGGUGGCUGCCGACCUAGAAGUUGCUGAAGCCCGACGGGCGGCGUUGUCACAGGCGGCCGCCAGCUCAAAAGUCAAGGCGGCUGAGGUUUCAAGCAGAAUCCAAGGGUUCUCAUACCAUAUUGCCGGUAUUCAGACAGAUCGAAAAGAAGUCAGCGAUGCCGUCGCUCUCGCGCAAACCAAGAUCAACGAGCUCCAGGGCAAGGUGCAGGCUGCCAUCAAGGACUGCGUCGCCAAACUCAACAGAUUCGACACCAAGGAGAAACUCGCCAACUUUUCCUGCGAUAACAUUGAGAAGGUGUCGCCCUGGCUGGCAAACUUCCUCUCGGUUGGCACCGCGGGCAUGGACCUCUUCAACACCGUCUCGACCAAUAGCGGUGGCGCGGUGAAAAAGGAUGCGCUUCAGGGACAGUUCAAGACCAUCGAGGCCAACCUCUCGGGCAAAGAACUUACCAAGCAGAUUGGCGAGUUUACUUCAGGCGCCAACGACAAGCUCAUGAAGAGGGUGAUGAUGGAGCAGGCGCGGUUCGAAAAGCUGUGCGACGAACACUUUCCCGGCGACGCGUCUGCUGAUGAGCGCGCUGCCUUUGACAGCGCCGUCGCUCAGGCUCGGGCCCUGAACGAAGCCCUCGUCAGCAACCAAAAGGCGUUGCUGAGGCAGGCACAAGUGGAAGCAUAUUUUGCCAAAGCGCGACUGGCCCGGGCCGCCCUCGAGGGUGAUGCGACUACCGUCACCCCUGUCAAGUUGCAACUUUUUGUUCAACUGUACGACGAGUCGUACGCCCAGCAAAAGGCAUGCGUCAUCAAGUUCUACUUGGACGUCAUCCGCGCCAUCACAGCGGUCAAGCUGGAGCCGACGUCCAUCCCACGAUCGAUCCUGCGGCUCGGCAGUUGGGACAACCUCAGCGGUCAGCUCUUCAACGAUGUCAUUCUCCCCCAGUUGCGCGCUGAGAUUGACACCCUCCGAGCCAAAAGCAACCGAUUUGCCACUACGGCCACUGAGUACCGCGGAUGGAUCACCAAGGAAACGCACCCAUACAUCUUUGGACCAGGGCCUUUACGGCCCUUCAACCUCGUGAUUGAUACCGCCAACUGCUACGACAUCUUGGGCAUCAAUUUGCCGACAGUCUUUGACGUGAGGAUGAAGCAGUGCUGGGUCAUCCUGGAAGGCGCCCGGCGGAAGAAAGAGGACAACUCGGACCUGGUCAUCGAU